This is a messenger RNA of Plasmopara halstedii, 363 nucleotides long. RefSeq lists its product as uncharacterized. The transcript is spliced from 5 exons. The coding region runs from base 1 to 363 and encodes 120 amino acids. Lineage: Eukaryota; Oomycota; Peronosporomycetes; Peronosporales; Peronosporaceae. The record is from RefSeq and is a predicted model, not a curated record.
AUGAGUAACAAGAUCUUCUAUGCGCUUAUCUGCUCCACGCUGUCGUUGUGUGGGUUUCUAUUCCUUCUUUUAGUGGGAAUUCUCUUUAAGCUGCAGCCGGAAUAUAUGAAGAUAAACAAGAAUGUGAAGAGCUCAGUACCUAUUUUUGAAUCGGCUGCUCUGUACGGAGCGCUUUUUGUGGCGUCGUCGGUCAUUUACUUCAUGGAGUCAAAGAAAACUCAACAUAAAAACUAUGAUCUCAGUAGCUCCACAAGUGCGGAGAGAAUGAGUCUACUUGACAAGCCAACGUUUGAUAGGCGAUACAAGCUUCGCUAUGAAACAAGCCCCUUUAAUUUGAUUCUGGACAUGCCGUGGCUUGUUUAG